Medicago truncatula (barrel medic) is the source of this 2219-nucleotide messenger RNA. RefSeq names its product very-long-chain aldehyde decarbonylase CER1. Bases 85 to 1950 code for a protein of 621 amino acids. The transcript is spliced from 10 exons. Gene Ontology annotation, biological process: lipid biosynthetic process. The record is from RefSeq and is a predicted model, not a curated record. Gene Ontology annotation, molecular function: oxidoreductase activity; iron ion binding. Lineage: Eukaryota; Viridiplantae; Streptophyta; Magnoliopsida; Fabales; Fabaceae.
AUCCACCUAUAGGUGAACAAUGUGCCAAAUCCAGCACUGUAUAAAUAGCAUCCAUAUGUUACAAUCUCAUCACAAAUUCAUAUUAUGGCUUCCAAACCGGGCAUCCUUACAAACUGGCCUUGGAAACCUCUUGGGAGCUUCAAGUUCGUGAUUCUAAGUCCAUGGAUUGCUCAUAGCAUAUACUCUUUCAUAUGGGUGGAACAGGACCCAUCAUACUAUAUCAUAUUUCCUUAUAUGUUUGUGAGAAUGCUACACAGCCAGAUCUGGAUUUCUAUCUCACGCUAUCAAACUGCUAAAGGCAAAAACAGAAUUGUUGACAAAUGCCUAGAAUUCGAACAAGUCGACAGAGAAACCAACUGGGAUGAUCAAAUAUUGUUGACUGCACUAACCUUCUAUAUACUAUACACAAUAUUUCCUAUGGCUGCUAACUUACCAUGGUGGAGAACAGAUGGUGUGGUUCUUACAGCUCUCUUGCAUGCUGGACCAGUGGAGUUCUUAUACUAUUGGCUACAUAGAGCACUUCAUCAUCAUUAUCUAUACUCUCGUUACCAUUCUCAUCAUCAUUCUUCAAUUGUCACCGAGCCUAUCACUUCUGUGAUACACCCAUUUGCUGAGAUAUUGGCAUAUUUCACACUUUUUUUUAUCCCAAUAUUGACAACAAUGUUCGUAAAAAAAUCGUCUAUUGCUGCGGUGUAUGGUUAUAUCUUUUACAUCGAUUUUAUGAACAACAUGGGUCAUUGCAAUUUUGAGUUCUUUCCUAAGAAACUCUUCUCCUACUUUCCCCUAUUGAAGUAUCUCUCGUACACACCAUCGUUUCAUUCGCUGCAUCACACAAAAUUUAGGUCAAAUUACUCACUCUUCAUGCCUAUAUAUGACUACAUUUAUGGUACAGUGGAUGCAUCCACAGAUGCUACAUAUGAAUCUUGUUUGAAGAGACAAGAGGAAUCACCAGAUGUGGUGCACUUAACACAUUUAACAACACUUGAUUCUAUCUUUCAACUACGCUUAGGGUUUGCUUCCUUAGCCUCCAACCCUCAAACUUCUAAAUGGUAUCUCAAUUUAAUGUGGCCUUUUACAUUGUGCUCUAUGCUUGUGACUUGGAUUAGUGGGCAUGCCAUUGUUUUAGAAAGUAACUUCUUCAAAGAUCUCAAGCUGCAGUGUUGGCUUAUACCAAGAUUUAAAAUACAAUAUUUCUCUAAAAAACAGUGUAUCAAGAUAAACAAAUUGAUUGAAGAGACAAUAAUGAUGGCUGAUUUAAGUGGAGUAAAGGUGAUAAGUCUAGGACUUUUAAACCAGAGACAAGAGAUCAGUGCACACUGCGCAGUUUAUAUUGAAAGGCUUCCAAAUCUGAAGAUUAAAGUUGUAGAUGGUAGUAGCUUAGUUGUUGCUACUGUGCUUAACAACAUUCCCAAAGGGACCAAUCAAGUGCUACUCAGGGGCAAGUUUAAUAAGGUUGCUUUGGCCAUUAUUAAUGCUUUAUGCAGUAAAAAUGUACAGGUGACUGUAUUAUAUAGGGAUGAGCUGAAAGAACUUGAACGAAGGGUCGCCGUGUCCGAUGGAAGCUUGGCUCUAUCACCAAUCAAUACUCCAAAGACAUGGUUAGUUGGAGAGGACUGGGAUGAAGAUGAGCAAAUGCAAGCAUCAGAAGGAUCAUUGUUCAUACCUUUUUCUCAUUUUCCUCCAAAGAAAAUGCAAAAAGGUUGCCUGUACCACUAUACACCAGCAAUGAUCACUCCUACUACACUCGUAAACUUGCACUCGUGUGAGAACUGGCUUCCAAGAAGAGUCAUGAGUGCUUGGCGCAUUGCUGGAAUAAUUCAUGCCUUAGAAGGAUGGGAUGCUCAUGAGUGUGGCGACACUGUAUUUAACAUUGAGAAAGUAUGGGAAGCAAGUAUUCGUCAUGGUUACCUACCCCUUAAGAUUCCACAAAAAUUAAACAAGUUUGGAUAAACAGCUUAAAUAAAUAGCAUAAGCACUUACCAGAAAAGUGCGUUUAUAUAAGUAGAUAAAUAAGUCCCUUAAUUUUGAGUCCUCAUUAUUAAUGCAUAUUUUUAGUUAGGCUUGGGACUUUUGUAAGAUCGUGUAUUAUUACAAUAAGGCAAAUAUCUGCCAUGGUUUUCAACCUCUAAAUGCCAUUUAAGCUGUUACUACUGUUGUGUCAAAAUCAUAAUAAAAUGCCUCAAAAAAAAUCAUAAUAAAAAUACUACCUCUGUUCUAAA